Spodoptera litura is the source of this 486-nucleotide messenger RNA. RefSeq lists its product as uncharacterized. NCBI's taxonomy places the organism in Eukaryota, Metazoa, Arthropoda, Insecta, Lepidoptera, Noctuidae. The record is from RefSeq and is a predicted model, not a curated record.
UGCAAUAGCCUGCUUAACUGGCAAGCGGUCCCUCGCCACAUUAAAAAAUACAACAAUGUAUUCAAACAUGUGUGUGAAGAUCGCUCUGUGCCUGGCGCUGAUCGUCAGCAUCGACGGCUACGUGUUGAAGCACCGCACCGUGCCUCUACCAUCAGAAGGCCUCAUGCUCGAGGUAGCAGUGAGAGACAAGAACGACCCACGUCACCCUAUUUCUACAAUGAAGAUUGAUAUCAACGAGGAGGACCACAAAGUUGAGAUUUCAAUGGCCGAAGUUCCAGAAGUACUGUCGAAGGAUUCGAACGAGGUUGUACCAGUCAUUGAAGACCGUAACGGAGUGAACGUCGGAACCUGUGCUGCUGGUUUCACACGAGUUGGAAUGGCUUGUGUUCCUAUUGACUAUUAAACUUCGAAUCAUUUUAACGAAAACUGAAAAUCUGUGAUAUUUUGUGCUUCUUUUUUUAUUAAUAAAGCUUCAUUGGUUAUAUA